CCCCGGUGUCCAUUGUCGUCAACGUAAUGUUCAAAAGAUGGGUAUCUUUUAGCUUCCAAUCGGAUCAGUCAGCAUUUAAUAUUCGAAUAAAGUGAUAACGCACAGGCUUGGACACAAAGAAAGAUGGGCACACAAGACAACGAUGCAGCCUUCGAUAGGAUUAUGGAAUCUGUUGUAGACGAUGGUCCAUUCCAAAAACGAUACAAUUUAAUAUUCAAUGUUAUUGGAGUGAUGUUUUUUGCCAUGACUGUAGUGAAUGUUCUACUGAUAUUGACCGUUCCGGAGCACAACUGUAUGGUGCCAGGCAAGGAGCAAUAUAAUGUUAGUGCCAUCGAGCGAUGGAGAAAUCUCACUCUGCCAAGGGAGCCGAAUAGCCGAGGCGAGUUGAGCUAUAGUUCUUGUGCAAUGUACAAUAUUUCAAAGUACCCAAUAGGGACCAGUCCCAACGAGUGGAAAUUUGAAGCCAAUGAAACGAUAUCCUGUAUUUAUGGAUAUGAAUACGAUCGACAAUACUUUGAUUUGAUACCAAUAACGGAAGAAAAUUGGGUCUGUGACAAGGAGCUGCAUGCAACGAAUAUUUUUGCUUUCAUACGAUUUGCGGAAGUUAGCGGAACGUUUGUGCUAGGGCAGCUGGGAGAUCGGAUAGGUCGCCUUCCGGUGUACUUGUUGAGCAUAGGAGCCGCCACCAUCGGUAGAACCUUGGCAGUACUGACCGCUUCACAAUACUGGCUUUUCGCGGCGUUGGCUUUCAUGGGAAGUUUUGCCUCCAACACCGCUUUCCAAUCACCCCUAAUUGUGGCCAUGGAAAUCUCCAAAGAUGAAAACCGUGCUGCACUAUCUCUGUGGCAGUUGUUUGGUUGGACAGUCGGUGUCUGCGUAGCUCCACUGAUUCUCUGGUGGACUCGGAACUGGAUUUGGUUCAUGUUGAUGACUUCCGUUCCUUGUCUGUUGUUCUAUUGUAUGCCACAAUACAAUAUUGAGUCUCCACGAUGGCUUGCUAGUCAAGGACGUUAUCAGGACUGUAUUCAACAGUUGAAGAAAAUUGCCAAGGUGAAUAAAUCGAAAUUUCAUCUCACAGUGGAGGAGCUAAAAGAGAAGAUACCGCAGAAAGAAGUCGAAAAGACAUUCGGUAUUGCUUCGUUGUUCAGUGGCUGGCACAUGUCUAAGCUAACAACUUUGUUACUGAUCUGUUGGAUUUGCAACACUAUUCCUACUUUCACGCUUUUUCUAAUGAGUAUGCAGAUGGGUGGUAAUCCAUUUUUGAACCUAUUCUGGCAAGGAGCCGUUGAAUUACCUGCUUACUUCUGUGGUCAAGUGCUGUGCGAUCGGAUAGGGCGACGGCUAACCAACAGUGGUGCCUAUCUGGGAUCAGUCAUAUUCUGCAUUCCCGUAAUCUUGAUUAUUCAUCAUAGUGGCACCGAACAAUACGUAACCGUAUUUGCAGUCGUCAUUAAGUUUUUCGUUUGCGUUACUUACUUUGCGCUGUAUCUGCAAUCAUUUGAAGUGUAUCCUACAUCACUGAGACAAACGGGAACAUCAUUCGGAAUCAUCAUAUCUAACAUAUUUGGGGCACUUGGACCGUACAUAGUGUACCUAGGAACAAACUAUGAUAUCCGGCUUCCAUUUGUGGCAAUGGGACUAAUAGGAUUGUUAGGAUUUUUCACUUCAAUUUACCUACCAGAGACGCUAUAUCAAAAGUUGCCAGAUACUAUGGAAGAAGGACGACGAUUCGGUAAGGACCAAGCGUUCUGGAGUUUGCCAAGGAAACCUAAUCAGAUGUGCACAGAGGUGGAAUACAAACUAAGUCAGUAUGAAGCAAUAAGUGAAUCUCAAACAGACUAGUAUUAAAGCAAAACGAAUGUGAUUUUUAUAUUAUUCGUGUUUUUUCAAUUUCCAUUCAAUUGUAUGAAUAGUGCCUAUAUAUUUCUAGAA
This is a messenger RNA of Aedes aegypti (yellow fever mosquito), 1932 nucleotides long. RefSeq names its product solute carrier family 22 member 5. Lineage: Eukaryota; Metazoa; Arthropoda; Insecta; Diptera; Culicidae. Bases 124 to 1842 code for a protein of 572 amino acids. Gene Ontology annotation, molecular function: transmembrane transporter activity. The record is from RefSeq and is a predicted model, not a curated record. The transcript has 4 exons. Gene Ontology annotation, biological process: transmembrane transport. Gene Ontology annotation, cellular component: membrane.